AUGGAGUCCAAGUUUAGGGUGAAAUUCUCCUUGUUACUAAUAAUAAUAUUGAUAAUUGCUGUGGCUCAUUUGCAGGUAUCAAGUGGUUGCCUUGAUGAUGAAAGAUUGAGUUUGUUACAUAUCAAGGCCUUCUUUUUAUCCUUUAAUAUCUUCGAUUCCUUUACUUCUUGGGUCGGAGAUAAUUGUUGCAAUUGGGAUCGAGUUAAGUGCAAUAAUCUCUCUUUCGGUGCCCAUGUGGUGGAGCUCUUGCUCAACAACUUGUUAUAUGAUGACGGGUCCAGCUAUCGUUUGUUGAAUAUUUCUAUAUUCCAAAAUUUGAGAGAAUUGAAAAAUCUUGACCUAUAUAAUAAUGGAUUCUCUGAUUUCACUGGAAAUCUAGGACUGGAAAAAUUAGAGAUUUUAAAUCUCAACUAUAAUAAUUUCAACAAUGGUAUAUUUUCAUUUUUGAGGGAGCUUAUAUCACUAAAGACUUUGACUCUGGGUGAUAAUUAUUUGGGAGGCAUCAUCCCAAUGCAAGAUAUUGCGAAAUUAAAAAGCUUGGAAUCUUUGGAUCUUUCGGACAAUAAUUAUUAUGAUGGAGCAAUACCCUUGCAAGAUUUGAACAAUCUAAGAAUAUUGGACCUAUCAAAUAAUCGAUUGGAUGGUUGGUUGCCAAUACAAGGAUUUUGUGAGAUAAACAAUCUAGUUGAGUUGGAUAUUAAUAACAAUCAUAUUAGAGGUCAAUUACCACAAUGUAUUGGAAACUUCACUAAACUUGGAUAUCUUGAUAUCUCAUCCAACCAAUUGAGUGGAAAAAUUCCAUCCACCAUCUCAAAUCUCACAUCACUUGAGUACUUGUCUCUUAUUGAAAAUGACUUCCAAGGUCCAUUCUUAUUAUCUUCCCUUGCCAACCUCACCAAUCUCAAGUUUUUGGGGCUAUCACAAUUACAAGUGGAUACUGAAAAACCUUAUAAUUGGGUAUCCAUGUUUCAGUUGGAGGACCUCAUACUACGAAACUGUGAGCUUAAUAAGCAAACUACAUCCAACUUUCUGGUAUUAUACCGAUUGAGAUCUAUUGAUUUUUCUCAUAACCAAUUGAUUGGAACCUUUCCUGUUUGGUUAUUACACAAUAACUCUGACAUGGUGUUCUUAGAUUUGAGUAGCAACUCACUCACAGGAACACUUCAAUUCCCUCCUCGAAAACAAAAAUUGUUUUUUCUGCAAAUUGCUGACAAUAAUUUUAGUGGUCCAUUACCCAAUAAUGUUGGCCUCCUUCUCCCUGAGGUUUAUUACUUCAAUAUAUCAAGCAAUAGAUUUGAAGGUAAUCUUCCUCCCUCCAUGGAACAAAUGAAAUGGCUAUCCCUCUUGGAUCUAUCAAAGAACAAAUUUUUUGGAAAUUUACAAAUUUCUUUGUUCAGCAAUAUGCCUUAUUUACAAUGUCUGCUACUUUCAAGCAACCGGUACAGUGGAAGCAUUGAGUAUGGGUGGAACAAUCACACGGGUUUGGUUGCGUUGGACAUAUCCAACAAUAUGAUUUCAGGAAAAGUUCCCAAUUGGAUUGGGAUUUUCGAAUAUCUUCGAUAUGUCAAAAUAUCAAAAAAUCAAUUUGAAGGUGAACUUCCUGUCGGAAUUUGCGAUCUUCAUCAACUUGCGUUCUUGGAUGUCUCACAAAAUAAACUAUUUGGUAUGCCCUCUUGCCUUGACUCUUCAUCAUUGGUUUACCUAUACAUGCAAGAGAAUUUCUUCUCAGGGCCCAUACCACAUGCAUUGUCAAAAGGCUCGAACUUGAAAGUUCUUGAUCUCAGCUACAACAAUUUCUCAGGAUCUAUUCCUACUUGGAUUCACAAACUUACGAGCCUACGAGUUCUUUUGUUGAAGAUGAAUCAGUUACAAGGUUCAAUUCCUCAUCAAUUAUGCCAAGCUGGAGGGUUGAGUAUUGUGGAUUUUUCAAGUAAUAUAUUCAAUGGACCAAUACCGUCAUGCUUAAAUAAUAUGACAUUUGGGAUGAUAAAAGGUAUUGAGUAUUCAACUGUUCGAAAAAUAGGAUUGGGUGGCUUUUAUGCUGUUAAUCUUAACCAAACAUAUUUUGAAAGUCGUUCCGAUUAUAUCUUCAAACAAGUGAUCAUGUAUAUCACAGGACAGAUCGAAGUAGACUUUACAACAAAAAAUAGGCCUGACACUUACAAGGGUAACAUUCUAGAAUUUAUGUCAGGACUUGAUUUGUCACAUAAUCAACUAACAGGUAACAUCCCACCACAGAUUGGAGACUUGCUAGAAAUUCAUUCCUUGAAUUUUUCGCACAAUAAGUUGGUCGGACCUAUACCAAAGCAAAUCUCUAAUUUAGAACAGUUGGAGAGCUUAGAUCUUUCCAAUAACUUUUUGAGUGGAAAUAUCCCUUCAGAAUUAGGAGGACUCAAUUCUCUUGCCAUCUUCGAUGUGUCGUACAAUAAUUUAUUGGGUAUGAUCCCUACAUCACCACACUUCUCGACAUAUCCUGCAAGCAGUUAUUAUGGUAAUUCUCAUCUCUGUGGGUCAUAUAUCAAACAAAAAUGUCAAAGCCCUAUUGUACCACGAGACAACAAAUCUAUGGAGUUAGGAGAAGAUCAGCAUGGAGCAUUCAUUGAUUUAGAAGCAUUCUAUUGGAGCUUUGGUGCCUCCUACAUCACAAUAUUGAUGGGAUUUAUAGUAGUUCUUUAUAUCAACCCUCAAUGGCGUGAGAUAUGGUUUUAUUUUAUUGAAGAUUGUUGUUCUUAUUUUUGCAAGUGUAUUUAAAAUAUAUCCUUCCACUCUUGUAUCAAACUUUAGAAAUCAGUCACUAAAAAGUUAGC
Molecule: messenger RNA, 2807 nt
Organism: Momordica charantia (bitter melon)
Lineage: Eukaryota; Viridiplantae; Streptophyta; Magnoliopsida; Cucurbitales; Cucurbitaceae
Product: receptor-like protein 15
Molecular function (GO): protein binding
Source: RefSeq, a predicted model, not a curated record